This is a messenger RNA of Parnassius apollo (apollo), 363 nucleotides long. The record is from the annotation of a GenBank genome assembly. Lineage: Eukaryota; Metazoa; Arthropoda; Insecta; Lepidoptera; Papilionidae.
AUGGCGCGCCUUUCUAACAACGAAAUAUCAGCGUUCUUGAAUGAUAUUGCUGAGGAGAUAUCCGGUGCAGAGGAGAUGCCUGAUGCUGAUUUUGAGGAAGAAAGUAGCUCUGAAAAUGAUGAUAAUGUCUCAGUGCAAUCUGAAGAGCACGACGAGAUUUCCGUUAACGACGAAGAUGACAUACCCUUAACUCAGCUGGCGGGUAAUGUAUUGCGAGGUAAGAACGGAUACAUCUGGUCUUCGAUGCCACCUUCUUCCAGCAGAACGCCUCAGCGAAACAUUGUAAACAUUCAACCAAGACCAGAAAAAGAAGCCUUUAUGUUGUUGUUUUCAAAGUCUGGAGCUAGUGAUACUUUAUACUAA